AUGGGAGCGGGUGAACCGCCUGUAGUGGCAGGAAAGCAGCCAUUUUUGAUUCGAUUACGAGGAUGGAUAUUUUGCGCUUUCACGGCGAUCUCUGCUUUACUCGGAACGAUUUUCAUCAUCACACCUUUACUACCUAUUCUUUACAUCAAACCUCGACUAUGGCGCAAGUGCAUGGACCGUUUGGUUGGAAUUUGGGUAGUCAUGCCUGGAGCCCUAAUGACCUACGUGUUUGGUGCAAGAGUCCGGAUACGCGGCGAUAUGAUCGAUCACAGCAAACCAGCACUCAUAAUUAUGAACCACCGAACUAGGUUAGAUUGGUUGUACUUUUGGAAUGCCCUUUUCAAGAUGGAUCCCUGGUUAUGUACAUCGGAGAAAAUCAUCCUGAAAGGAAUUCUUAGACUUAUCCCAGGAGCAGGUUGGUAA
Messenger RNA from Haemonchus placei, 423 nucleotides. Lineage: Eukaryota; Metazoa; Nematoda; Chromadorea; Rhabditida; Trichostrongylidae. The record is from the annotation of a GenBank genome assembly.